Colletotrichum higginsianum IMI 349063 is the source of this 2580-nucleotide messenger RNA. RefSeq names its product Non-specific serine/threonine protein kinase. The record is from RefSeq and is a predicted model, not a curated record. Gene Ontology annotation, molecular function: ATP binding; protein serine/threonine kinase activity. Lineage: Eukaryota; Fungi; Ascomycota; Sordariomycetes; Glomerellales; Glomerellaceae. The coding region runs from base 1 to 2580 and encodes 859 amino acids. Gene Ontology annotation, biological process: intracellular signal transduction; protein phosphorylation; regulation of MAPK cascade. The transcript is spliced from 3 exons. Gene Ontology annotation, cellular component: cytoplasm.
AUGGCUAACGAACGCAGCGUGUACUCGUCUGGCCAGUUCAUGAACCCAGGCCCGGCGCCACGACCCCCAACCGAUCGUCCUCGUCUCGCCCUCACGCCAAACAAUAACCUCCCCGGCAACCUUCCCGGCAAUAUGGCCAACAUGGCCAUCUCCCCCAUCAGGAGCACCGCGACCUCUACCUACACCGGCUCCACUAUCUCGCUCCCCAUCGCCCGCCAGCAGUCCAACCAGAACGACGGCAUGGGCGGUGUCGCCGUCAAGAAGGAAGGAUGGGCCUCGGUCAAGGAGUCCAAGAACUUCAUCAACCCCUGGAAGCAGAAGUACCUCAUCCUGAGAAAGGAAUCGCUCGAUUUCCACAAGACCGAGGGCGGCAAGGUCUCGUACACCCUCUACCUGAAGGACGUCGUCAACGUCGGCCGAGUCGAGGCCGCCGGCACCAUCUUCGAGAUUAAGAGAAACCCUAGUGGCUCGUCAAACAGCCCUGGCGAAGACGACGGCCAGACCAAGACCCUGCAGAUUCGCGUCAAGAGCGACGACGAUUUGUACGAAUGGAUCGACCUCAUCUACGGCGCCUGCCCUGGAAUGGGUGGUGUCAGCAACCCCACAAACUUCUCUCACGCCGUCCAUGUCGGCUUCGACCCCCAGACCGGUGAGUUUGUCGGCUUGCCGCCCGAAUGGUCGAAGCUCCUCAACUCGUCUGCCAUCACCAAGGAGGACUACGAGCGCAAUCCCCAGGCCGUCUUCGAGGUCCUCGACUUCUACUCCGACCUGACCAAGCGAGCCGAGAACCCCCAGCAGUACUCCAGCCUCACCCCGACACCUCCCGCCAGCAGUCAGCAGAACAAGCAGCUCGGUUAUGGCGGCGGCGGCUCCUCCGUUGCGCCCCCGAGGCCCAUGCCGCCGUCACAGGCCCAGCGUCAGCCCAGCUACAACACGCAGCCCUCGGCUCAGGGUCAACAACAACGGCGGCCCUCGCCCACGGAGCAACAGCAGCAACGCCAGCAGAUGCAGGGCAUGGCUACCAACUAUCAACCCGAUCCUCGCGAAGAGCAGCGCUUGAAACAGCUCGAGGCCCAGCGCGCCCGCGAAAGGGAAAUCGAAGAACAGAAUCGCCGCGACCUCGAGGUCUUCAACUCGUCCAUCCCCAAGACCAAGACACCCAUGGCCCAGCAGGAGAUCGGCGGCUUCAGCGGCAGCUCGUCCAUUCCCCAGACAGACAGAUACAACCCUUCAAGGGCAGCCCCCCCGGCGCCCAAGCCAUCACAGCAGCAACAGGUCAACGGCCUUCGUGCGCAGCGGCCCGCCCCUUCACCGCCGACCGCCGGUACCCCUACACGUCCCACCAUGUCUUCCCAGCAGAGCUCGAGUUCCAUGCGGGAUCCCAACCAAGCCCAGCGGGUGCCCCGGCCAGACCAAUCGUCCAGCCAGCAGCAGCGCUACCCCAACGGCAGCCCACAGCAGUCUAGGCAGCCUCCCCAGGCUCAGGCCCCGCCGCCAUCUCGCCUACCUGCUCCUGUUAAGCCUCUCAAUGUGUCCAAGGCCCAGCCCGCGCCGCAAAGCGAUGCUGUCAAGGCCGCGGAAGCGGCUCUCACCGCCAAGCCACCUGCGCAAGAACGCAAGCAGGACGUGCGCAUGUCCACCAUGUCUGAGAGUGAAGUCAUGGCUAAGCUCAAGGAGGCCGUUUCCAAGGACGACCCGAAUCUUUCCUACUCCAAGCAAAAGAAGAUUGGACAAGGUGCUUCCGGUUCCGUCUAUGUCGCCAAGGUCAAGGAGGGUGCCGUUUCGCCCAUUGCUCGUGAUGUUCUGCGGGCUCAGGGCCUCAAGGCCCAGGUUGCGAUCAAGCAGAUGGACCUCGCUCACCAGCCCCGGAAGGAGCUUAUUGUGAACGAGAUCAUGGUUAUGAAGGACAGCAGACACCGCAACAUUGUCAACUUCUUGGACGCCUUCUUGCGCAACAAUAACGCCGAACUCUGGGUCGUCAUGGAGUACAUGGAGGGUGGUGCCCUGACUGAUGUCAUCGAUAACAACCCUAGCAUCACAGAGGAGCAGAUUUCCACGAUUUGCCUCGAGACGUGCCGUGGUCUGCAACAUCUUCACUCCCAAAACAUCAUUCAUCGCGACAUCAAGAGUGAUAACGUGCUCCUGGACGCUCGUGGCAACGUCAAAAUUACCGACUUUGGUUUCUGUGCCAAGCUUACCGAGUCCAAGUCGAAGCGCGCGACGAUGGUCGGAACGCCUUACUGGAUGGCGCCCGAGGUUGUCAAGCAGAAGGAGUACGGCCCCAAAGUCGACAUCUGGUCAUUGGGCAUUAUGGCUAUUGAGAUGAUCGAGUCGGAGCCACCGUACCUGAAUGAGGAGCCCCUGAAGGCCCUGUACCUGAUCGCCACCAACGGCACACCACGCCUCAAGAAGCCUGAGAAGCUGAGCAAGGAGCUCAAGGCCUUCUUGUCGGUUUGCUUGUGCGUAGAUGUCAAGAGCAGAGCGUCCGCCGAUGAGCUUCUCCAGCACGACUUUCUGAAGCACGGAUGUCCGCUGGGCAGCCUAUCGGAGCUCCUCGCCUUCAAGAAGCAUGCCAAGUAA